Molecule: messenger RNA, 1752 nt
Organism: Charadrius vociferus (killdeer)
Lineage: Eukaryota; Metazoa; Chordata; Aves; Charadriiformes; Charadriidae
Gene: AMER2
Product: APC membrane recruitment protein 2
Exons: 2
Coding region: 1-1752 (583 amino acids)
Biological process (GO): regulation of canonical Wnt signaling pathway
Cellular component (GO): plasma membrane
Molecular function (GO): phosphatidylinositol-4,5-bisphosphate binding; beta-catenin binding
Source: RefSeq, a predicted model, not a curated record
AUGCGGCCUCGGGCACUGGAGAGAAACAGGGACACGGGGACAGUGCAAGAGGGGGGAGCAAGGCAGCAGAGCGAUGUGUCCCCAUCCCUCGGCGCUGCUGGAGCUUUGCUGCACUUCACAUGGCAGCGCCCGUGGCCCAAAGCGCGGGGUGGCCGCGCCGGGCGGACACGGAGGCGGUGCAAAACGCUCUCCGCGGUGGCCAAGUCGCACAGCUUCUUCUCCCUGCUGAGGAAGAACGGGCGGCCGGAGAACGGCAGGGCGGAGAGCGGGGACCAGCGGGCUGGCGGCAGACAAAAGAAGGGGCUGAAAGGGAUCUUCAGCAGCAUGCGGUGGCAUAAAAAGGAUAAAAACGGCAAGGAGGAGAGGGGGGAAAGCUCGGAGAUCCAGUCCGGGCUUAUCAUGCCGGGGUCUUUGACCGCCAGCCUGGAGUGCAUCAAAGAGGAGACGCCGAAACCUUUGUCUGAAACUCCGAGCGGCGCAGGAGGAGACAUCGGGCCGGAACCGCCGCGGGAGAAGCGCGGCGGAGAGGCGCACGUCUCGGCCGAGGAGCCCGAAGCGGGAGGUGGGGAGUCGCGGGACAGCGGUGUCCCCCCCGGGGAGGACUCUGCCGCUGCUGGAAGGCGACCCGAGGAGCUCAGCCACGAGCGACCGGACCCGGGCGCCGGAGAGGUUGGGACUGCGAAGGAUGCGGCCAUAACAGGUGACAUUCCAAUAACGACUAUUCCCCCUGUUGAACCUCACUGUGAUAGCGGUCAAGAGACGGCAGCCGCCCCUGACCCUUCCUCUGUUGAUCCACCCUCAGAGCAAUCGAUUGAUCGUAUUUGUUUGAUGUUUGCUGACGUGACUUCACUGAAAAGCUUUGACUCUCUUACAGGCUGCGGAGAUAUUAUUGCGGACCAUGAGGAGGAUGUGGGCGGCGGGAGUGGCGGCUGCGAGAAGAGCACCCCCGGGGCCGGCAAGAUGGGUGCCUCCAAGAAGCAGCCCCCCAUGGUGGCCCACCAGGGAGGAGGGGAGGAGAUGGCCAGCCCGGACCAGGUGGAUGACACCUGCCUGCAGGAGUUCUGGGAUAUGCUGUCACAGACAGAGGAGACCCAGACAGAAGGAGGAGGAGGUGGAGGAGGCACAAAGAAGCCCGAGGGGUUGAAGGAGAACCGAGGUACUGAGGGGCCCCAGAACAGGGUGGCAGUGAAACGUGGUGGCCUCCACCAGAUCCCCGUUCACCCCAACCACAAAGAGGAGCAGAAGGGCAGGGAGAAAGAGCAGCACGAAGGCAUCCCAAACAGUGACGAGGGCUACUGGGAUUCUACCACCCCUGGUCCUGAGGAAGAUGGUUCCACAAGCAUCCAGAAGGAGACCAUUCCCAGGGACAGCUACAGUGGGGAUGCUCUCUACGAUCUCUACACCGAGCCAGAUGAGAACCCACCAGCGGGGCCUGCGGAGGAACAGGUCACUUGCAUGCCACGCUCCAAGCCUGUGUCUCCAAUAACAACCACGUGUUCACUGAAAACACCCUCAAGCACAUUGAAGGACUCCAAGAUACCCAUCAGCAUUAAACACCUUUCGUCGCAUUCUGCCAGCCAUGGAGCAGACGCCAGUAACAGCCAUCAUGUCGCACACCAUCACCUGGCCAAAAGUGAGAUGCACAGAACAAAAAUCCCUGUCUCUAAAGUACUGGUACGCCGGGUCAGUAACAGGGGCUUAGCAGGGACAACAGUGAAAGCUGCCACAUACCAGGACAGUGCCAAAAAGUAG